GAUCUUUUGAGACUUAUAUUAACCCAUGUGAAUGGGAAAGCUAUUCCCAAAUGGAGGAGGAAGAGCAAGACGCAACAGAAGAAAAUGAUGAUAUAAUCGAUGAUUUUUGGAAUCCAGAAUUAAGUUCUUUCCAGAAGCUAAUUCUUAUUAAAUGUUGUAAAGAAGAAAAGGUGGUUUUUGCUCUUACAGACUUUGUAAUAGAAAAUCUUGGAAUACGCUUUAUAGAGACACCACCUAUGGACCUGCCGACUCUGUAUCAAGACAUGUCAUACAACACUCCCCUGAUAUUUAUCUUAAGCACAGGCUCGGAUCCCAUGGGCGCAUUUCAGAGAUUUGCCCGGGACAGUGGGUAUUCAGAACGGGUGCAAUCAAUUUCACUGGGGCAAGGUCAAGGACCCAUUGCUGAAAGAAUGAUCAAAGAUGCAAUGAAAUCAGGAAACUGGGUGUUUUUGCAAAACUGCCAUCUUGCUGUUUCUUGGAUGUUGCCAAUGGAAGAGCUAAUUAAAACCUUCACAGAUCCAAAUGUUGUUAUCAAGGAGAGUUUUCGACUUUUUUUAAGUUCCAUGCCUAAUACUACAUUUCCUGUUACAGUUCUUCAGAACUCUGUCAAGGUAACCAACGAGCCUCCAAAAGGCUUACGUGCAAAUAUCAGAAGAGCAUUUACUGAAAUGACACCUUCGUUUUUUGAAGAAAAUAUACUUGGAAGAAAAUGGAGACAAAUUAUAUUUGGCAUUUGUUUCUUCCAUGCAAUUAUUCAGGAGAGAAAAAAGUUUGGCCCUCUUGGUUGGAAUAUCUGCUAUGAAUUUAAUGACGGUGACAGGGAAUGUGCUUUACUGAACCUCAACCUUUACUGUCAAGAAGGAAAGAUUCCCUGGGAUGCACUGGUUUAUAUUACUGGUGAAAUUACAUAUGGUGGUAGAGUUACAGACACCUGGGACCAAAGAUGCCUUCGUACAGUCUUGAAAAGAUUUUUUUCUCCUGAAACAUUAGAAGAGAACUAUAAAUAUUCUGAAUCAGGGAUCUAUUUUGCACCCUUGGCUGACAGCCUACAAGAAUUUAAAGACUACAUUGAAAAUCUGCCUUUGAUAGAUGACCCAGAAAUAUUUGGAAUGCAUGAAAACGCCAACCUAGUUUUCCAGUACAAAGAGACCAACACUUUAAUCAAUACGAUACUUGAGGUUCAGCCAAGGUCAUCUUCUGGUGGAGAGGGAAAAAGCAAUGAUGAAAUUGUCCAAGAACUUGUUGCUUCUGUCCGGACCAGAGUUCCAGGUAAUAAAUAAUCCUUGGCAUCUGCAUAUAAUGGGACUUUAAGGAAUAAACUCAGAGAGCUGAGUAUAACAAGUAUCCAAUCUGCUUAUUAUGGCACCAACCCUUUUUUGUUCUUUCAGACUUCUCUAGAAACACUCAACAAAGCCAUUGCUGGACUUGUGGUGAUGUCUGAAGAAAUGGAAAAGGUGUAUAACAGUUUUCUCAACAACCAGGUUCCCUCUCUGUGGUCCAAAACAGCCUACCCGUCCCUAAAACCACUAGGGUCGUGGGUCAAAGACCUUAUUCUGAGGACCUCAUUUGUGGACUUGUGGCUCAAAAGAGGACAGCCUAAGUCCUUCUGGAUCUCCGGUUUCUUCUUUCCUCAAGGAUUUCUAACAGGAACUCUUCAAAAUCAUGCUCGGAAAUACAAUUUGCCUAUAGAUGAGCUGAGUUUUAAGUACAACAUGACUCCCAUCUAUCGGGAUCAAGCUGCAGUUAUAGAAGCUGCCAAGACAGUGCUGUUUGGACAAGAACUGCCCAUGGACAUGGAGUUGCCCUCUCCUGAGGAUGGUGUUCUCGUUCACGGCAUGUUCAUGGACGCUUUUCGAUGGGACAAUAAUGAGAUGGUAAUAGAAGAUGCAUUGCCCGGACAGAUGAAUCCAGUGCUGCCUGUGGUGCAUUUUGAACCUCAACAAAAUUAUGAGCCAAGCCCAACACUUUACCACUCCCCACUUUAUAAAACAGGGGCCCGGGCAGGAACACUGUCAACCACAGGUCAUUCAACCAACUUUGUGGUGACCAUCCUUUUACCCUCCAAGCGGUCCCAAGAUUACUGGAUUGCCAAGGGAUCUGCUCUGCUCUGCCAGCUCAGUGAGUGAAAAGGUGCCACCUCAGUGCUGAAAAAGCAGCGGGCCAGAGAUCGCCCCUGAAGUGGGUCAAAGAGUCUGCGUAACUUACAUGUGAGCAAAACAGUGUUCCUUCUGAUCUGAUUUAACGGUAGUGUGGCUUUUAUUUCUCUUAUAACCUAAA
This is a messenger RNA of Hipposideros armiger (great roundleaf bat), 2277 nucleotides long. It is a transcript of the gene DNAH6, whose product is annotated as dynein axonemal heavy chain 6. The annotation marks the transcript as partial. NCBI's taxonomy places the organism in Eukaryota, Metazoa, Chordata, Mammalia, Chiroptera, Hipposideridae. The transcript has 14 exons. Gene Ontology annotation, cellular component: dynein complex. Gene Ontology annotation, molecular function: minus-end-directed microtubule motor activity; dynein light intermediate chain binding; dynein intermediate chain binding. The record is from RefSeq and is a predicted model, not a curated record. Gene Ontology annotation, biological process: microtubule-based movement.